Messenger RNA from Brassica napus (rape), 5732 nucleotides. Its product is annotated as thionin-like protein 2. Bases 3051 to 3446 code for a protein of 131 amino acids. The record is from RefSeq and is a predicted model, not a curated record. The transcript is spliced from 6 exons. Lineage: Eukaryota; Viridiplantae; Streptophyta; Magnoliopsida; Brassicales; Brassicaceae.
GUAGCUCACAAUUACUUUAAGGAAACAUUCAUUGAUUUUUUUAAUAACUAUAUAUGAAAUCUAGUAUAUCUAUUUCAAGAAAUUUUUUGUGUAACGACCCAAUUCCCAGCCCAGUCACUUCGGCCCGUCAGAGCCCGUUAGUGUUGCAGGAAGCCCUUAGUGAGUCCCAUAUAUAAACCAUUAUUCCCCAUUAUUUUAUUCUUCAGAAACCCUAAGCGUUGUAACUCUACAGAGACUGAGCCGUCACUCAUACCUGAGAUCGUACCGCCGCCACCACCACGUCCAGAGCCGAGAUCGACCAGUUCACCGCCGAUCCCAAACGAAGGUAACCGGAAAUCAUCUUUCCGAUUUGUUUUUAAAACGGCCGUUCAUUCAAUCAAUCAUAACUCAUUAACCAUUUGGAAUUUCGUAAUUCUAAGACCACCAUCGUGAUCGUGACGUCGAGACGAGUCGGGACCAGGAAGAUCAGCCGGAGAGUCGCCCAGACGCGCCGUCAAGCACGGCUUUUCUCCCGCGUCGUUCCGCGCGUGUAGCACAUGCGCCGCCGCCGUCCUCCACACGCUCCGCGAGUGGAUCUCACGCGCCACCACCACGCACCGUGUUCCAUCGCCGCCGUUGAUUCUGGUAAGCCGCCGUUGAUUCUGGUAAGCCGCCGUCCUUUUUCCGCCGUCGGUGACUCGGCAACUCGACCGAGUCGACUCGGCGAGUCAACCAGUUGGGUUAAUCGAUUUCGGUUCGGUUUAGGUUAACCGGUUAUUUAUUAAAUCGAUUUUUGGUUUAAAUUAAUUAAAUUGGUUAAGUUAAACCGGUAGUUAAAAUUGAUUUAAAUUCGAUUAUGGAAAAAUCGAUUUGGUCUAAUUGGAAUCGAUUUUGGUUUGGGUAAACCGAUUGGUUCAAUUUGAUUUCAAUUUGGUCAAGGGUUGACCGGCUUGGGUCAGAGUUGACCGGGUUGACCUUUGACCAGCAGGUUGACUUCUGGUCGGUUGACCUUUGACCAGCAGGUUGAUUUUUGACCAGAUCGCCGGUUAUCCGUUUUUAACCGUUCGAAGGGCGUUCUGACUCGAUUUUUCGCCCUGAUUUCAGAUUUGGGGUCUGUUUGAGCAGUUGGAGUUCAUAGCUACUACUUUUCCACGUUGUUAAGGUGAGGGUCUUUUCUCGAGCUUCUCUUACACGGCUUAGGACCUCGAAUAAGUAUAAUUUGUUUCUAAUGUGUUCCGUCUGUGUGAAAUCGAGUCUGUCAUUUCUUAUUUAGUUUUAGGCUUUCGCUUAAACCGGAACUAGGGUGCUAGAUGGUUCAACAGUGCUUGUUCAUUUAUAAUUGAUAAUAUAUAUGUAUACAGUAUAUUGAGGUGAUUUGGGUGUUAGCCGACCAUGGAGAUAAUUCUGUGUGUCGGCUGGGGACCAGUACAUUGGGUGUGGUGUAUGCUGCGGCACUGCUUAGUCGACCUGUUGUGCCAAGGCUUCGAGGUCGAUAAAUCGUCUACGGGCGUGUGUUACCGAGCACAUAUUCGGUGGUGUUUUGGCCUGUUAGUGGGCAGCGAGUGUGCACCUCGCUAGGACUGUUGUGUGAUCUUUGGGUACUUUAGGUACCGUGUUUGCAACGUGUUAGGAUUAAAUUAUAUUUAUUCGGAGUGCUCUGUCCGGGUCCAUGGACUUCAGGUUUAGUAUCCCAUACCUCACUGAGUGACUUCCACGUUACUCAUCCCUCAUUUGCCCCUUUCAGGUGAGACUGACGAGUAGGAAAUUGAUCGGACAACUGGUGCUUUUGGGCGUUUUCCUUUGUUCUAUUUCUCAGAUUUUUAUUUAUUAUUUUGACGAUUAUUUCAGUUAUUUUGACUAUGGGAUUUAUGGAUUUAUUUCAUUAUUUAUAUGAAAGUCGAUUUUCAGACCUUUUUACGGAUUUAAGAUAUAAGUUGUUGAUUAGUAGCACGCCGGUCUCGAGUGUUAAUGAGACGGGUGUUACAUUUUGUUUAUUGUAUUUGAUAUUUUUCUUCUAUUAUUAGCAAAUCAAUAAUAGAACUCUGAACCCGGAACUAUAUUUAAGCAUAUAGUUUUAUUGUGCUCAGAUAUUAUUCGCAAAUAAGUUAUAGCAAUAGUACUAUAAAAAUCUUUAAGAAAAUUUGAUGAUUUUAGAUCUCAAAAUUUAAAUAUAUUUAGUUUUAGCACGCAAGUUACAAGUUUUUAGUUUAAAAUAUGUAUUGCACAAACCACUGGUGGUAGUCCAGUGGCGCUUGAGGGAAUAUACCCAAUACGGCGAAUCCUGGUUCGAACCCCGCUGGCCACACGGAUAUGAGUUAUUGCUUUCGGCUCAUUUAAAUGCCCAGGAGAGGGUAUAUCCGUGGGUUGUACCUCCAUCCGAAAGUUAGUUAUGUGUCUUUAAUUGAUCCGGAUUUAACCUUUUUAGUCAAAAAAAAAACUGUAUUGCACAAUAUAGAAAUUAUGUACGUAAAUCAUUAUUCAUUUUAUGAGAGGUUAUAAAUGUAACAUACUAUAAUUUAUCUCCACAUUGUCCUCGUAAGAAACUAGAUGGUUACUAUACUAUUGUAAACAAGUAAAUUUGAAUACGAUAUAAACUGUGAUCAUCAAAUAAAAUAAUUUUUCAUACACAUUAAUACAUAUAUUUUGAAAGCACACUCAUACAUAUGCAUGAGAUGUCAAAACAAGAAAAAGUAGAUUCAUGUAUUUAAGUAGAUGAUAUCUGAAAAGCUUGCACAUAUUUACGUUAAUGCAAACUCUUACCUCACAAACAAUAUAAUAUAAUCACCAAACUAGAAAUAAAUAAAAUUAAAAGAUAUUAUUAUAAUAAUUAAAAUCCGCUCCAUAAUUACACCUAAUAUGUUGUAAAUUUGUUGACUAUAGAAAUGUCAAUCAUUACAAAAGAUUUUUUUCCUUUUUUCUCUGCCAAUAAUAUUAUACAAAAGGUUCCACAAUCUCUAUUUAAACGAACAUUAACAACAGAAGCUAACAACAUCCACUAGCAACAAAAAAAAAAAAUACCUCAAAUUAUAUAAUCAAUCAUCUCUUCAAACCAAAAAGAAAAGAGAGAAAAAAUGGAAAGCAAAAGAGUGAACAUAAUAUUCAUUUCAAUGAUAGUAGUGAUGGUAAUGGGGAACUUUGUGGUUCAGACACAAGCUCAAGACACUCUAUCUUUUAGAACUUGUUAUCCAAGUUGUAUUGAUGGUUGUGCCGUUCAGAAGCAGUUACCAAAAUUACUUUUGUGUCCAUUCACUUGUCUCCUUACUUGUCUUUCUCCUCCAACAUCAAAUAUUCCUUCUCCUCCUUCUCAAAUGUUUUUGGCGAGGGGAAUCGAUCAUAUUGAUUACUUUUGCAAGCUUGGUUGUGCUACUAAUCAUUGUGCUUCUCUUUCAUCCCUCAAAAAUCCGAAUGUAGACAAAGUUGCGGACUGUGUGGAUUCAUGCUCAGACAAGUGCUCCAACAAGAACUAAAAGCACUAAUAUAUGUUCUUGUUUUGAUAAAAAAAAAUCCAUGUCCAAAUAUCAAAAGAUAUGAACUAGUAUACCUUGUAUCACUACGAUAUUCAAUCCAAAUAAAUACUGAUUUCUUGAUUAAAAGUAUUUGUGUUACAAGCAUAUCAUUAGAUGAAACGGUCGACCCAAGAAAAACAAAAUGAUAGAAAAGAGGAUGUUUACUAUUAUUGUAACAAUCUUUUAUAAUUGUAAUAUAUCAUGCAUAAAUGAUCUAAUUUGUUUCCUCUAUAGUAAGCAAUAAAAUCAUAUCGACAAGAUAACAAUAUAUAUUAUUAACAUUUAGCUUUGAUAAACGAACAAGUAAAGUGUAACUUGGAUUUAUGAUUUGAUCAAGCAAACAAUCUUGUUCUUAUAUGUAACUUGGCUUUAGGAAUUCAAAAUACGUACAAAAGUGGAUUUUGCAGCUUGUAAAUACAAUAAAUUUGAUGUGAUACUUGAACUUCCACUUUAGAGGUCACUGUUAAAUGUGGUAAUUGAAUUACAUAGGUCACCAUUUAUUGUAUUUGUUUGAAGGUGACUGAUUGAAAAGUUGUGCGUAGUUUCUCAUGAUGAUUUGAUUGAUGAGAAAUAAUGUAUAAUUCAUUUGUUAUGCACUCUAUUUUGUAUUGGGAGGAUGAGCUGAAGGGAACUACUUCUCAGAUCGUUGCAUAACCAAGUAAUUCGAUAUUCUAGGAUGACAUCAAGAUUGUUCUUGUACCAAGUAAUUCAUGAGUCUGAAAAGCAACCAAAGUUUUUCUUGACUAUUCCAAAGUAGAUACGUUGGCUUUGGUAAUACUUAUUGUUUAAUAAUGUGAGGUUAAUCUAUACUAUACUAAAAGUUAAAUAUAUUCAAAAGAGAGCUAUGCCACAUAGGAUUAAAAUUUCAACCAAUAGGAAAAAGCCAUCUGUCCCAUCUCCUAAAGUAUCUCUCUCUUCAGCUUUUGUCGCGGUAAGGUUAAGGAUUUUGGCCUUUUCCACUUCUUCAUUCAUCUUCAUCGCCUUUCCGCUUCCCUUUCAGUUGUAAAUCACCAUUCAACUUCUCCUCCUCCCACUAAUACAUCUAUUUUUGCAUUCAUCAAAUCGAAGACAACAACUCCACGAAUUACUAUUCCACUUCCCCUCUAAACCAUAUAUAUAUAUAUAUAUAUAUAUAUAUAUGCCAACUCCACUAAUACUGUUCAAAACAUUUCGUAGUUGCAGAAUACUAGGUAGAUUUUAGUUACAGAAUCUACGGCUCCGCCUUGAAAGUUAGGCUUCCAUGUCAGUUCUGAUUUUGUUGUCCUUUUACCAUCAGACAGAGAAUACUAGGUCGAUUUAGGUUUGGAAGUCUUCCAUCUGAUUGGAAUAUGUACCAUCUUAUUCAGUGUUUCCCAAUUUGUUUAUAUCACAAUGCUGCAACUGUAAUUAACAUCUCAAGCAGAUGUAAAUUGCUCAAUCAGAUGAUGUGGAAUUGUUGUUUUUCCUUCCAAAGCAAAACUUUUUCGUUUUUAAUUUUUGGAAGUUGCUCGCUAUUCUUUCUUCGGUGUUCGUAACUCUCCUCUCCAUUAUGCUGCCGCCCAGUGCCACCACGAAGUAUCCCAGUUUGUAAGAUCUCAGAGAUUUUAACAAGUUUUGAUCUUUAUGGUUAUAGCUUUGUACAAACGACUUUGGUGCAGGCUUGCCAACAUGGUCAUUUGGAGGUCGUUUGAUUCUCAUUCGUUUUGGUGCUAAUUCUCGCUGCUCUAUGUUGCUGCUAUCUGCUAGAGGAAUGCCGCUUAAUAAUAUUAAUUAAAGAGGAGCUAUAGUGGAAGAUAAGAUCAAGAAGAACAAGACCAAGAACAGAGCAGUCCAUCUAUAUGUUGAGCUCUGCGAAUACACAUAACAAAUCAGAAAGACAAGACAUGGUCCUUUUCUAGAAGCUAAUCUGCUGUUGCGUGUUAUGGAUGGCUGGUGGUCACAGCUCAGAGGCUUCGUCUUACAUUUUAUCACUUUAUCAGAAUCUUAGGAACUCUAGGUUUUGGAACCACAAUUGGGCAUCACGCUGGUCUAGAAUCGGUGGAGUUCUGGAACUGUUUAGCUAAAGAGACAAAACGAUCUUAGAUUUCACAUUUUGCUUUAGAUCAAACAAGGAAACAGAGGUAACAGUGAUUGUAUUCCUCAUUCAUCAAUUAUUAUCGAGGGUUGUGUAUACUAAAAGUUUUACUUGCCUUCUUUUUGUUCAAUUUUUAAUUUUUUAAUUUUCUUAACGACUUCUACUAUAUUACUCAUUAUUCUAUUGGUUAUUUG